CUUUGCAAACUUACUCAUGACUUCUCACUGUGUCUUCUGUUAUUCCAUCGGAGUAGCCCGGGGGCGGGGGACAAUGUGGGAGAGAAAAGCAUCGGCUCUGUUUUUGAUCUGCAAUGACUCAGAGAUGAUUGAGAAGAACAAAAGCUUCUGUUUCAAUGUGAUGUUCUAUGUUCAUGCAGAAAGGAAGAAGGAAAUGUGUUAUGGAUGUCAUGAAGCGUUGACAUGAUGUGAGCAUGCUUUAGUUUAGUUAGUGCUAAGCCUCUUUUACCAAACAUUGCUUUCUGUAAAAAUUAAUUAUGUUCUCCCAAAAAGACCUCCCUCACCCCUCACCCCCACCUUCAGCAUGCCCCUGUGCUCUCUCACUUGCUGCACUAAUCCUUUUGUUGUGGGCUGGGGGGCCCAGCUUCGGCUAGUUCAACUGGGGAUUGAGCACCAAGGCCUGCUGUCCUCUGUCGGGUCAGGAAGCAAGAAAACAGAAAGCAAGAAGACAGCUUGUUUCGAUGGUCACCUUCUCUCGUUCACCUGUGUGUAUGUUUCCUUCUAGUCGGCUCUCAAGCCUGUGACCACUCCUACGAACUCAGGGGAAUCAGAAGACCUUGGUGGAGGUCCUCAGAGCCUUGGACCUACCGCUUGGUGCUGAUGAAGAGUCACGCCUCCAGAAGACUCAUGUCAGUCUCCUGCUCACCACGCUUCUUUUGGCGGUGGACUGUGAAGAGCGGACUGGUGCCUCUCAAGAGGUUUGUGACAAGUGCUUGAAGCCAGACGUCGUUCUUUCAGUGCUGGAGGAUGAAGGAAAGGCAUACCUCACAGAGGACGACUUCCAGCGCAUCUCCACUCUUCUGCUGUACUACAUCAUCAACUUGCAGGAUAUGUGCCAGUCAUCUUCCUCUUCCUCGUCAGCUGGGAGCUAUGAAUUCUACCUUCUGUCCCUAACCAAUCUACACCCAGCGGAGGACGGCCACUUUCUAUCAGCGGGUGAAAUAGAGAGCAUUCUGCAGCUCAUCAACCAGCACUAUAAGCCAUCUAACCAAGAACAUGCUACUCUGUCUGACCUCCAGUGUAUUGAUGCUGCUCAUCUGCUGGAAGACGCAAACGAAAAAGAUGGUGCAGGCGCCAGUGUGACGACCGUGCCCAAAGUGGCCGCAGCCAUCAUCAGUCACAUCCUGCAGCGUCGCUGUUUCUCUCAGACGAACCUCCCGCCGCCUUCCUUCUUCACGAGUUAUAUCUUUCAGUCCCUCAAUCGCACCAGUGGCCUGCAAGUUUUAGAUUUGGAAGAGCUGCUUCAUCAACUGGGAGUUGGUGGUGAAGGAAAGAGGCGGAACUUACAGAUAAAGACGGUGCAUUCGCUGGACGGUUGCAAGCCACAAAGUGGAGACUGGGCACGGGUGUGUUUUUCAGCCAAUCAGCUGGUGGAUAUUUUUGCUCUGCACCCCCAUUUGCCCAUUUCCAAGGAGCACUUGAGGCAAAUUUGCCCGGCCAUCAUUCAGCAGUUGCUAGGCAAUGCGUGUGAGUCUGCAGAACCAAACACCAGAAGAUCUCAGCCUACUGCUUUUGAGAAGUUUGGCUACAGCACAGCAGCAGUGCUGGUCAUCACACUGGGCUCCAUGUUCGGCAUCUGUUUGAUCUUCUUCAACUCGUGCCAGGAAACCUACACACUCAUCCUGCAGCUCUUUGUGGGCCUGGCUGUGGGGACCCUCUCAGGAGAUGCCCUCCUGCACCUCAUCCCGCAGAUCCUCGGCCUUCAUGACCAUGCCGAUGAUGAUGAAGAGCACUUCGCUGAGCAAAGGGAGUACCUGUGGAAGAUUCUUGGCAUCAUUGCUGGGAUCUAUGGCUUCUUCCUCAUUGAAAGAAUCUUCUCCUUUUUGGUUCCUCAUCAUGGGCACGCCCACUCGGGCGACCGUCCCUCAGAGCUCGGCUGUAAUGCUCAGUCCCAGAGGGGAAAGUCCAUGUCCACCAUACAGCUGGGACCAGUAGAGGACUUGGACUGUACAGAAGGAUCUCCUGAGCAUCCAGACAAACAGAGGCCUUCACAUCAAAGACGAGGUGUUCCUCUGCUCGCCGUCAUGGUAAUUGUGGGCGACAGCCUCCACAAUUUUGCAGACGGCUUGGUUGUCGGCGCGGCCUUCUCCUCAUCGCCCGAGACCGGCAUGGCGACCACCGUGGCCAUCCUUUGCCACGAGGUCCCACAUGAAAUGGGAGACUUUGCAGUGCUGCUCAGCUCCGGGCUGCCCGUAAAAACUGCUGUGCUGAUGAAUUUCGUCAGCGCCCUGACCGCCUUUAUGGGCCUCUACAUCGGACUCUUUGUUUCCGCCCAGGUAGAGGCGCAGCAGUGGAUCUUUGCCAUCACUGCUGGCAUUUUCCUCUACUUGUCACUUGUGGAAAUGCUUCCUCAAAUGAGUCGAGUGAGCAGCAGCCGUCCUCGUGUGCUCUUCCUCCUGCAGAACGUGGGCCUGCUGAUGGGCUGGUCGUGUCUUCUGCUGCUGGCGCUCUUUGAACACCAGCUCACGUUUAAAAAUGAUGGCUGACUUUCACAAACCACGUGAUCACUUACUGAUUAGUUGAGUGACUAAUCACUUGCACAAUAAUCAAGCAUACUUCCAGGCAUUUAUUCAUACAAAUGUACUUUUAUCCAUGAAAGAAAGAAUAAUACUUUAUCACAUAUAUUUAUCCAAGUCUGGUUGUGUGUGGUAGCCAACAUAUUGGGUACAGCUGGUGACAAAACAAAUUGGAUUAAAUUGUGCAGAUGUGCCUAAUGUGUCACUGGUACAAUGAAGUCAUGUUGCAUUGUUGUGUUCACAUGUUAAAUGGAAUCAAAUAGACUCUGAUUGAAGCAAAAAUGUCUACAAAGCAGAUGAUCAUUACUGUUGUUUCCCAAUUCUGAUGAAAUGGAGCACUGAUCUGUUGAAAGGGACAAAUAAA
This is a messenger RNA of Dunckerocampus dactyliophorus (ringed pipefish), 2919 nucleotides long. Its product is annotated as zinc transporter ZIP12-like. NCBI's taxonomy places the organism in Eukaryota, Metazoa, Chordata, Actinopteri, Syngnathiformes, Syngnathidae. Bases 870 to 2525 code for a protein of 551 amino acids. The record is from RefSeq and is a predicted model, not a curated record. Gene Ontology annotation, molecular function: zinc ion transmembrane transporter activity. Gene Ontology annotation, cellular component: membrane. Gene Ontology annotation, biological process: intracellular zinc ion homeostasis; zinc ion import across plasma membrane. The transcript has 13 exons.